AUGACAUUUAAACUGUUUGGAAACCAAGGGUAUCUCACCGCAGACCCGAAGAACGUGGAAUCCAUACUCUCAACAAAUUUUGAAGAUUGGGGCCUCGCAUCCCGGCGACCUGGUCUUAUGGCUAUGCUAGGCGAAGGUAUUUUCACUCAAGAUGGUCAUCCAUGGAGGCAUUCGAGAGCGUUGCUCCGCCGCCAAUUCGUACGAAUUUACCAGCAAGAUUCCAAGAUUUUCGACGAACACGUGGAAGAGUUGAUUUACAAGCUCCGCUCUGCAAAUGGCGUGGUAGAUCUGCAACCCCAUCUUUUCCGCUUUACUCUAGCUACGACAACAGCGCUUAUCUUCGGAGAAUCCAUCUUUGCCUUGCCAGGAGCAGAGACGGAUACUUUUGAGAAAGCUUUUGACUAUGCCAGCUACAUCAGUGCGAUCAGACUGCGUCUUGCUGAUUUAGAAUGGAUAUGGAAGCCUACCAAAUUUAGGGCGGCUUGUGAUACCAUCAAAGAAUAUGCGUCUCACUUCGUGCGACUUGCCCUCGAGGACAUGGAGAAAAAUGGCGAGGAAGCAGCAUCUGAGAAGCACGCGUUUAUUCUCGAGCUUUACAAGGAGAUGCAGGACCCCGUUCUUGUGAGAGAUCAAUUGGUCCAUGUACUUAUUGCCGGAAGGGACACGACGGCAUGUCUAAUGUCAUGGGUAUUCUUUCUUCUCGUGCGACACCCUGAAACUCUCGCAAAACUUCGCAACGAGAUUCAACACAUCACCGGAGGAUCGCAUGAAUUGAGCCGGGCAAAAAUCAGCAAGAUGCAGUAUCUCCGAUGUGUGAUCAAUGAAGCGCAACGACUAUAUCCACAACUUCCAGUGAACGUCCGCGUGGCCACUAAAACGACAUUUCUUCCCAGCGGAGGAGGGCCCGAUCGCAGAUCCCCGGUACUAAUACCUGAAGGCACAGGCGUCGAACUUACGCUAACUGAAUUGGCAGAGGAAUUUGCACUGACAGAAGCUUCGUGUGCAAUCGUACGAAUUAUUCAAACGUUCCCCGAGAUCAGAUUACCGCCUGAAACACCUAGUGUUCCGCCUGGUGAGGAGAAACAAGCUUUGACAAUUGUGGUUAUAAGUGCAGAUGGAUGUAAGGUUUUGCUGGACUGA
Penicillium vulpinum is the source of this 1140-nucleotide messenger RNA. RefSeq lists its product as uncharacterized. The record is from RefSeq and is a predicted model, not a curated record. Gene Ontology annotation, molecular function: iron ion binding; oxidoreductase activity, acting on paired donors, with incorporation or reduction of molecular oxygen, reduced flavin or flavoprotein as one donor, and incorporation of one atom of oxygen; heme binding. NCBI's taxonomy places the organism in Eukaryota, Fungi, Ascomycota, Eurotiomycetes, Eurotiales, Aspergillaceae. The transcript is spliced from 4 exons. Bases 1 to 1140 code for a protein of 379 amino acids.